AUGCAAAGAUCAUGUCUGGCGUGGCUCCUCCUGGUGCUGCCCAAGUCGAGCUGCGAGUUCCUCGAGGCCUUGUUCAGGAAUUCCGGUGCGCCGAAGCCGGAAGUUUCAGAGCUCCUGCAGCUUCUUCGGGGCAAGGCGCAGGAGCAGUGGCAGCUCAUUGAGAAGCAGGCUCUGAUGAUUCGAGAUCUGGAGCAGGAACUGGAGCGCUUCAAGGCUGAGCUGGUACUUCUGAAAGCACGCCGCCAAGCACAGC
Symbiodinium sp. CCMP2592 is the source of this 253-nucleotide messenger RNA. Lineage: Eukaryota; Dinophyceae; Suessiales; Symbiodiniaceae. The record is from the annotation of a GenBank genome assembly.